Molecule: messenger RNA, 991 nt
Organism: Brassica oleracea var. oleracea
Lineage: Eukaryota; Viridiplantae; Streptophyta; Magnoliopsida; Brassicales; Brassicaceae
Exons: 8
Coding region: 1-903 (300 amino acids)
Source: RefSeq, a predicted model, not a curated record
AUGACUGUUCUCUCACUUACACUCCCAUCAUUUCCUUUAUCCUACGCGCUUCCCUCUACCACGUUCAAAUCACGCGCCUCUCCUCCACUUAUCACUACCGCCUCUUCGUCUCCUUCCCGAAGACCGGAGCUUAAACAAGAUCGCCGUCGAUCAAUCAAAGCCAUGUCCCGCGACAUCAGCCCCGUUCCGCCGCAGGUGAUGAUGGAACUUGUAGAUGAAUCUGAUUUCGAGAAGCUUAUCUCAUCGGAGAACCGUAUCUCCAUCACUGGCUUCGGCUCUCUUCUCUCCGAGAGAAGCGCGAGGAGUACUUUCCCAGAUUUGGAGAAUUUCAGAGUCGCGAAGCUGCAAGGUUUCCGGCGAGUGUUCGCACACGCCGCUCCCAUCUUCUUCGAGCGCGGCAUCGCCAAUCUUCAAACUAAGGAGAUCUCAAGCCUGAGUGUUGAGCCUUGUGAAGGAGAGAGCCUUGUAGUGACUGUCUUUGAGAUUAAACAAACUGAGAUUCCUGCUUUUAUUCAAAGGGAGCUUGAGUUCCGUUUUCUUGCUGUUGUUCCUGAAACAUUGCAAGGCAAUCCUUUCACCCAUUCUGCGGUACUUUGUGGUCGAUACAGUGAUGAGGAGUUUUUCCGGAUUAGAUGCAAAGGAAACAAAGAGGUUUACUUUCAACACUAUGGAAGGUUCAACAUUGACAAGAUAUGGCGGGACGACAUCUUACCUUGUCGUCUCUAUCUAAGACACUGUGUGUUGGCAGCUAAGAAUCUGGGAGAUGAAGCUUACAAUAACUUUCUGGAUCAUACAUACUUGGGAGAUCGAAGGACAACCAUAAGAAAGUAUUUAAGCAGCAAAGGUUCUGGGAUCAUGGAGGAAGAACCACCUGAGGCUCUCAAGUCCAGAUAUGGCGGUUGAUCAAACAGAUGGCUUCUUCACAUAUUCUUCUUCUUUCAAACUCUUAAGACGUUAAUAAUAUAAAAAUACAAACUGAUUGGUUUUAUUU